This is a messenger RNA of Drosophila sechellia, 599 nucleotides long. RefSeq lists its product as uncharacterized. The record is from RefSeq and is a predicted model, not a curated record. NCBI's taxonomy places the organism in Eukaryota, Metazoa, Arthropoda, Insecta, Diptera, Drosophilidae. The transcript has a single exon. Bases 233 to 433 code for a protein of 66 amino acids.
UUCCCCCCACCCAGCAACUGCACAACUCCACUGGAAAACCCGACAAGCUGUGUGCACAUAUACAUGCAUAUGUACAUAUGUAUGUAUGUAUUUUCAAAGUAGUCCCCGAUGGUCAUGUCAGCCGAGAUGUCAUAAAUUUGCACGGGCACCAAGAUCGAAUAUUCCAAAUUGAGCUCUGGCGUGUUGUAUUUUUUUUUUUUAAUUUUCAAAUACUGCCGGCGAAGGAAGCACAAUGGACGGCUGCCACAACGACAUCUUGGCGCCCCUCAUCCUGGCCAUUAUGGUGGCCAAUGGACACCCGCUCACCCUGGACGAGAUCGUCGAUGAACUGACCGCAGUGAUCAAUUCGCAAACCGAGCUCGCCAUUGCGCAUGAAAAUAUUGGAGACGGAAAACAUAGCCACAAGUCGUAUAAGCCGAGACGAAGGCACUAAGGAUCUUAACAUGCGUUAUGUGCCAAAUUUAAAAUGCAAUAACUUAUUCAAGAUUUAAGUGAAUUUAAUCUCUUGAACUAUAAUUUAUAAUAAACUGAUCGUGUCGGCGGCGACACUUAUUUCCGUCCGGGAGUGAUGUAGUUAUUUAAUAAAUUUCGAAAACAAA